AUGGACUCCGCAAAGCAACGCCUCGGCAAGAAAGCCAAGACGAUAGUCCUCAAGGCCCUUCCGCGGGAGCACCUCGCUUCCCGCCUGUCCCAGAGCCUCGACGCCGCCCUGGCCUCCCUCAAGGGUACCAUCCUGGACCUUCCCGACCGCGUCCCGACGCCGAACCCGCUGCCCCCGGCCGCCACGAUCCCCGGCCAGACCCCGCUCUCGACCGAGAGCUACCGGACCUCCCGCGACCGGUACGUCCGCUGGACGCUGGUGCGCAACGGAGAGUACGCGGCCGACUGGGCCGGCGGCUGCGUCCCCGCCGACGCCGACGUCCACCGCAUGCUGUCCUGGUACACUACCUAUGACGUCUACGAAUUCCCUGCCGUCGAGUACGUGUCGCUGAUGGGCCGGGGGUGGACGAACUACUUCUUCCUCGUCGAGUUCGUGUUCCCCUGCGGCAGGCUGCCGCAAAAGAUUGUCCUCGAGUUCAGCCUGCCCGUGUGCCCGCACGAGAAGCUUGAGAGCGAGGUCGCGACAAUGGUGUGGGCGGCGGCGGCGGCGGCGGCGACGUCGUUGUCGUCGCCGUCAUCGUCUUCACCCCGGCUGGUCCCCAGGUGGAUGAUGAUGGAGCCCGUGUCCGGGUUCCCCUUACAGGACUUGCGGAUCAACUGGAAGCCGAAAAGGUUCUACACCGGCUCCAUCGUGUCCCCUCGCUUUUACAGCGCUAGUAAGUUUUGGCGGAAGUCCGUCCACGGACCGUACGCAUCGGUACAAAUUUACCUUGGAGACUACAUCUCCGUCUGGAGGGACGAGUAUAAACGGCUCGCUAGCCUGGACAUCGUUGUGGGGAGGAUGGCGAAGCGUCUUGCGAUGCUGCCCGACGUCAAGUGGCGUUUGCCAACCGACGAUGACCGCAUGAACGGCUGGCCAGUGACGAUAUCUCACCCGGACCCGCGACCCGACAACGUCCUUGUUGGCGAGGAUGGUAAGUUGCGAUUCGGGUGUGAAUGUGUCAUCGAUCCCAUGCAAAUUGACCUAGGAUGCGCGCUGCCACCUAGAGCGAAGCUUCUAGACAGAGUUCUGUCCCGCGCCUGGCCGGGCAGAGAGGCGUCCAUCGUUUUGGAGCCGACUGCUUUCAAGGCACUGAUGGAAGUGUACAAGAGGCUGCCCCUGCGCAGAGAAACGGAACGCGUCUGGCUCGACAAGGCCGUCUUGGCUAUGUUGGACCAGUACAGGGAGAAUUGCACAAAGUAG
Molecule: messenger RNA, 1242 nt
Organism: Colletotrichum navitas
Lineage: Eukaryota; Fungi; Ascomycota; Sordariomycetes; Glomerellales; Glomerellaceae
Exons: 7
Coding region: 1-1242 (413 amino acids)
Source: RefSeq, a predicted model, not a curated record